Molecule: messenger RNA, 1556 nt
Organism: Loxodonta africana (African savanna elephant)
Lineage: Eukaryota; Metazoa; Chordata; Mammalia; Proboscidea; Elephantidae
Gene: PUSL1
Product: pseudouridine synthase like 1
Exons: 8
Coding region: 45-1013 (322 amino acids)
Biological process (GO): tRNA pseudouridine synthesis
Molecular function (GO): RNA binding; pseudouridine synthase activity
Source: RefSeq, a predicted model, not a curated record
UGCGGUUUGCACCCUCUGGGGGCUCGGCAGGGUUCGGUCCGGGCAUGGGCUCGGUCCCGGCAGGCUCUAUGCGGGCGCGCUACCUUGUGUACUUCCAGUACAGGGGCACCGCCUUCAACGGAGUCGCUGCGGUCAGGGGCGCCCAGCGUGCCGUCGGAGUCCAGAACUUCCUGGAGGAGGCCGCAGAGCGGCUGAAUUCCGUCGAGCCCGUCAGGUUUACCAUCUCCAGCCGCACAGAUGCUGGCGUCCACGCACUGAGCAACUCAGCCCACUUGGAUGUCCAGCGGCGCCCGGGCCAGCCACCCUUCUCCCCUGAGAUCCUGGUUGAGGCCCUCAACGGCCACAUGAGACACCCGGCCAUCAGGGUGGUGCAGGCCUUCAGGGUGCCCAGUGACUUCCAUGCCCGCCACACAGCCACAUCCAGGACCUACCUGUAUCGCUUGGCCACUGGCUGCCCCCAGCCAGACCAGCUGUCUGUGUUUGAACGAAACCUGUGCUGGGCUCUUCGGGCUGAGAGCUUGGAUGUGGCCGCCAUGCAGGAGGCUGCCCAGCACCUCCUGGGGACACAUGACUUCAGUGCUUUCCAGUCAGCUGGCAGCCCAGCCAGGAGCUCAGUGCGCACACUGCGGCGUGCCACCGUGUCCCCUGGGCAUGCUAGCCCCUUUGUCAGUCCCCAGGAGAACAGGGCGCUGCAGUUCUGGAACCUGGAGUUUGAAAGCCAGUCCUUCUUGUACCGGCAGGUGCGGAGAAUGACAGCGGUAUUGGUGGCUGUGGGGCUGGGGAUGCUGAUGCCUGCCCAGGUGAAGGCGAUCCUUGAAAGUAGGGACCCCUUGGGCAAGCACCAGACACGUGUGGCCCCAGCCCACGGCCUGUUCCUGAUGGCGGUGCGGUACCCAGGCCUUGGAGACCUCGCAGACAGGAGUUUGGACUGGGCCCAGUGGGAAGGCCCAGGAGCUUGGCACAGGGGAGCCUCCAGCCAGCCCAGGGACCUCAGCAGUGGAGGUCCUGUGUGAAGGCUCCACGUGUGGGUCCCGACUGCCACACUCCUGGAUACCAGGAGGCAGCACCUGCACAGAGGAGUGAACCCCCUCCCUGCACACGACAGAGCAUGUCCCAGGGCCUGCCUUUUGCAGGCCCCAAGGCUCCUGGCCUCUGUGUACUGCAGGCCAAUAGAGUGGAAACCACAACUGACCCUCAACCCCUGGCUCAGGGGAACCAUGGCUUCUGGGGCAGUUUUGAGUGCCACCAUACCCUGCAGGGGCCUGCCCCUUCAUAACCACCAGGUUGCAGCCUCCUUGGCUUCUUAUCUCAGCCAUGUGCAUGUGGAGAUGUUCUCAGUCUCCCUGCACCCCCUUGGAACCCAGUGCCCACAAGCUGGGCGCCAUUGUGGAAUGGAGUAUAUGUUAGUGUCUCUUGCUGUCAGGCCUGGCACCCACCCCCAAGGUGGUUAGCAGCAAGGGAGCCCCCAGAGGCCUGCCUUUACUGGAAACUACACAGGAGCUUCCCCCUAUUUCCCAGGAGACUCAAAGAGACAAAUAAAAGCUCAGAGAUAAUAA